Messenger RNA from Dendronephthya gigantea, 1823 nucleotides. RefSeq names its product acid-sensing ion channel 4-A-like. The coding region runs from base 110 to 1810 and encodes 566 amino acids. Gene Ontology annotation, molecular function: ligand-gated sodium channel activity. The record is from RefSeq and is a predicted model, not a curated record. Lineage: Eukaryota; Metazoa; Cnidaria; Anthozoa; Malacalcyonacea; Nephtheidae. The transcript is spliced from 14 exons. Gene Ontology annotation, biological process: sodium ion transmembrane transport. Gene Ontology annotation, cellular component: membrane.
UGCCGGGAAUGGAACUUUAUCAAACAGAAUCAAGGAAUGAUUCAUUAAACGCUUCUCGGAAUUAUCAAACGAGAAAGAGACGCCUGAACGAUUUAAUAUAGAGGAGAAGAUGUCAAAAAGCAGGAAUAUGGAGAAAAUGAGAGAGGCCGAAGCUGAACAACCGAAUGAGUCAAGCGAUAAAGAAAAUAUUCCGAAACUCAUUCGAAAUUUUCUGGGUUAUACCACAGCGCAUGGAUUUAGUCGCUUGGAAGGUUCGAAAGGAAUCUUUUGGAAAAUUUUUUGGGCGCUUGUCUGCUUAGGAUCUUUUGGGAUGUUCGUAUACCAGGUCCAUGGCCUCUUUGAACAAUGGCUUUCCCGUCCAAUAGCAACAAAUGUUCGUAUUACUUUUGAGAAGGAAGUUUCGUUUCCAGCAGUGACGAUAUGCAAUUUAAAUAUGUUGCGAGCAAACAAAAUCCCAAAAGAGCUAAAAAAAGAGAUGUUAAAGUUGAUUGGCGUGUACAACGAAUCCUCUGACACAAAUAGCACCAAAGCUCGACGACGUCGUUCCAUCUCAAGUCCUAAACCAAUUGGCUCAACGCUAACCACGACUCCAUAUAAAACAUUUCACAAAACAGAGAAUACAGAUGGUUAUUUACGGCGGCGAACCACCUCAAGAUCUGGAACAACACAGAAUGUUCGGACGCAGACGAGUCAUCGCAGGACUAAGUACAAACGUGAUAACCACAGACGCGCCGACGAAGAAUAUCUUCCUAGUGCAGAAGAAGUGGAUCAAAAUGUUUUGUUCUUGGAAAGAUUUACAGCCGCUGUGACUAAAGUUCCAACAGACAUUCUGAUUCCUGCGGGUCACCAGCUCGAUGAUCUUGUUACAAAAUGCACUUGGAGGGGAUAUGAUUGCAUGAAAUCAAGCAAUUAUACAGACUGGUGGGUUCAGAACUGGCAUUAUAAAUACGGCAACUGCUACACAUUUAAUGGAGGAGUGAAUCAAAAUGGGGAAGCAAUGAGGACCUUAAGUACGAGCAAGCCUGGACCUAGUCAAGGUCUGUCAUUACGUCUGAAUAUUCAGCAGGAAGAAUAUUUGAAAUACGUGAGCGAUGAAGCAGGCGUGCGGGUCAUACUUCACGAUCAAGGAAUGAUGCCAUUUCCCUAUCUUGAAGGCUUUAGUGUCGGUCCUGGGACAGCAACAUCAGUGGGGAUACAGAAGACGGUAAUUUCAAGAGUGGAUCGUUUCAAAAAUCACACAUGUUGGGAACUCGAUGAACUCGACGAAGAAAACAUUUACAGAAAGUUUUACAAGAUUACCAAGUACACACAGCAGACAUGUCACAAUUCGUGCGUUGGUAAAACUCAGCUGAAAGAGUGUGGCUGUGCUGAAUAUUCUUAUCCUUCCAAUACCUCAGCAUGUGACGUGUAUAAUGCGACAACACAGCAAUGUUUAUGGGAUAUUCAAAAAAGAUUUAACCGUGACAAGCUUCCUUGUAUGGAUGAAUGCAGACUUCCUUGUCGUGAAGAAGUCAUUGAGAAAACAAUCAGCAUGUCACAGUGGCCUUCCACAGCUUAUCAAGCGACUUACGAGAAGAAAAUGAGUUUUUCGUCAGAAAGUUAUUUACUCCUGAACAUUUUUUACAAUGCACUCAAUUAUCAAAGAAUCGAAGAAAAUUUUGUUUACGACGAAAUCAACUUGUUAGCUGACAUCGGUGGUCAGUUGGGUCUGUGGAUUGGAGUUUCAGUAAUUACUGUUUUUGAACUUAUUGAAUUGUUUGCAUUGAUCUUGACUCGGCUGUGCAGGCGAAAAAAAGCAAUGAUCAGGUGAAUAGCUUUGCUUG